Messenger RNA from Aspergillus japonicus CBS 114.51, 1329 nucleotides. Its product is annotated as MBL fold metallo-hydrolase. The record is from RefSeq and is a predicted model, not a curated record. Lineage: Eukaryota; Fungi; Ascomycota; Eurotiomycetes; Eurotiales; Aspergillaceae. The transcript is spliced from 5 exons. The coding region runs from base 203 to 1027 and encodes 274 amino acids.
CAGAAUCCUCACCAUCGACCCAACUCACCCAGAACCACCAACUCGACACCACCACCACAACGACACCACAUCCUCCAUCCCCACAAGCCUCCCCGCCGCCAAAGCCACAAAAGCUCAUCCCCGCAACCCCGGGGCGGAGAAUGCUUCGAUCUACUUUGUCGGGAACGCGACCACCAUCAUACAAUGGCAUGGCAUUCGGAUUAUGACUGAUCCCAACUUCCUGCACGCAGGCGACCACGUCCAUCUCGGGCCGGGGGUGACCUCGACCCGGACGAAGGAUCCGGCGGUGGAUCUGGAGGAUCUGCCGCGCGUGGAUCUGGUGCUGCUUUCGCAUUAUCAUGAAGACCACUUCGAUCGGCAUGUAGAGGAUUCUCUCCGCCGGGACCUCCCCAUCAUCACCACGCCGCACGCGCAAUCGAUCCUAACCUCCAAGGGUGACGACUCCUUCACCCGGGUCGCAUCCGUGGAUGUGUACGAGCAAGCGUUGGUCGACAUCCGCGGCGACCACCCGCCGGACAAACAGCCCCGGUUGCGGGUGACUGGUAUGCCCGGGAGGCAUAUCCCCCUGGCGAAGCCUCUGGAAAAGCUGAAUGAGCUUGUCGGUGCGAUCCCCCCCACAAACGGCUGGAUGCUCGAACUCGGCUACAGCAGCACGACGAGGACCGCCGACUUCACGCCGGGAUACCGAAUCUACAUCUCCGGGGACACCCUGAUGUUCGACGAGCUGAAGGAGAUCCCGCGGCGGUACGAGGGCCAGACGAUCGACCUGAUGCUGGUGCAUCUGGGCGGCACGACGGUGCCGUCGCCGGCCCUGGGCCCGUUGGCGAUGAUGGUGACGAUGGACGCGACGCAGGGGGUCGAGCUGAUGCGCUUGAUCCGGCCGCAGGUGACGAUCCCCAUCCAUUUCGACGACUAUGACGUGUUCGCCAGUCCGUUGGAGGAUUUCAAGGCCCAGGUGAAAGAGGCGGGGUUCGAGGGGGAGGUGGUCUACUUGGACCGGGGGGAUGAGUAUCGGUUUCAUGUGUAGUGAGAACUUCUGGGUGAGGGGAGAAAGCGAAUCUCAGGGAAGUCAAAAGUACAUCCAUAGUACGGAUACUGAGCAGUGGGAAGAUGCAUGGGCUCGUGUCAUUGGCGGGUUGGAUUGCCUCCCUUGGCCAGGGUUUCGUUUGUGGAGUGGAUCUUAUGAGUAAGGUCGGGGUCAAGGGGGUCGGAUAAAGUACCGUGGACUAGGGACUGAGUAGUUGGCAUGACAAUGAAACUCUUUUUUUUCGCCAUCGAGAUGGAGCAGAGGGUGUCUUGGCUGAUGAUAUCGGGGAUACGCCCCCACCA